Messenger RNA from Prinia subflava (tawny-flanked prinia), 2314 nucleotides. It is a transcript of the gene SMKR1, whose product is annotated as small lysine rich protein 1. The coding region runs from base 171 to 389 and encodes 72 amino acids. Lineage: Eukaryota; Metazoa; Chordata; Aves; Passeriformes; Cisticolidae. The record is from RefSeq and is a predicted model, not a curated record. The transcript has 5 exons.
CCCCCGGGUCGCUAUGACAACGCGACGCUGAGGAGAAGGAGGGGAGGCCAUGGCGGCCCGGCGGGGGAAGGGGGUCGGAGCCGCCUCAGAGCCGCGGUGAUGUGGGCACAGGGAGGUCCAUCUCCAGGGCUUGAUGUGGAAUCCCAGCUGCUCUGUGAAAAGACUCAGCCAUGGCAGGCAAAGACAAAAAACCCAAAGGUGACAAAGGCAAAAGCCCCAAAAAGCGCGCAAAGAAGGCGGCGCGGGCAGUGGAUCUCUUCAGCCCCGCUGCCAUGCUCAACGCUUACUACAUCUCCCACAACGCUGCUGCUUUCCUGCACUUCCGGGGCUACGCCUGGCCUGGCUCUCAGAAAAAGAAGGGGAAGGGGAAGAAAAAGGAAAAGAAGUGAAAACCCAAAGUGCCCGGUGAAGCCUGUGCUCAGUGGCACGUGGCAGGGGACACUGUGCCAUUGUCACUGGAGCCGUGUCCCUUCACCCUGCGUGGAAUGGAGAAUGGAGCCCCUGAGAGCUCCCCGAGCUCAGGGAGGAUUGAGAGAGUCCGUGGGAUGAUCCCGGGAAGGGACUGAGGCCUUGCCAGGGGUCCUGUUAUGCCCAGCAGAGGCGGUGAUGAGCCCCAGCCCCAGGCUGGCACUCGCUGUGACCCUGCUCAGCCCGAGCACCCUGGCUGGACAGCACAGCUCUGGCUCUGUGUCACACUCAGAGCCCUUGUGCUGCAUUUCCUCCACGGGUGUUCAACACAGCCCUGGGGACAUCACAAAGCACCACGUGGAGAGGAGCUGUGCAUCUCCCCCAGGCCUUUCCACCCCUCUGACUUCCAGGUACCUCCCUGUUCCAGCUAACAGUCAAUUAUCAUCAGCCCAAGGCAAUAAAGGCCUGGGAAUCCUGGUGCUGUUUCUCCAGCCCCAAACAUUCCCUCUCUGAGGAGGUUUUGAGCUCAGAAAAUCAUAAUUGGUGGCAUUGCUUGUCAGCCAGCUGCUGUCAUUUGUAGCUUGCUGGGUUUGUUUCACAACCCACCCUAGAAAGGCAAGGGUAAAAUUGGUGUUUGAGGGGAAAAAAAAUAUAUGUAGGGUUUAUUUUAGAGCAAAUUGGCUGCAGAGGAACACAGCCAUGGCUGUUAUUAUCCAUAGUAAUGACAAUAAGAAAGCAUAAAACUAACGCUUGAGAAAAUGUGAUAUUAGGAGAAGACAGAGAGGGAAAGGAUGAGAGGAGAAAGAUCUCACCACGCACAGGUCUCGUGAUGAGACUUGGCUGUUGCAAUCUGUGUCUGUUGGUCCCACUGAGGGUCACAGAGAGGUGAUGAGGGGAAAUCCCAAAGAAAUGGGAGAAAUGCACAGAACACAAAUCCUGUUGAGUUUCUGCUCACCCAGGCUCAGCGGGAACGUGGGGAGGUUCACCCUGGAUGAUGGAAUGUCGUGAGUCAGGGACACUUCGGGACUCUUUGACACCUUCAAAGAGAACUCAGCUCCUUUUGUGUCAGCACAGUUCAGCCUCCUGUGGCCCAUUGAGGCCGAGGGGAACACCGUGGGGUGUGAGCUGUGAAUGUCCCGAUAUUCCAGGGCAGGGCAGUUCCCCCAGCCGAGCUCCCUUGGGCAGACUAUUCUCUAUUCAGACCUGAUAAAAGGUCCCUUAUCAUUUCGUGCCCUUGCACACGUUAACUUCCCCCCGGAAUGUUUGAGCUGCAGCAUCACAGCCUCUCCUCCAAUACCCCUGUGGAUCCAUUCUUCUCCCCACACCUGGACUCAUUGGACUGUUAUAAAUGCAUAUUAUAUAAUUGGCUUUUCACAGAUAAUAAAAUGAAUAUCCCAUGUGUUACGUUGGGAAGUUAUGCUGUAUUCACACAGUUUCUUUCAGUGAUAUGGUAAAUGUAGUUUUUAGGUUAUGGAAUAAUAGUAAAAUAGAAACUAUGUUAUGUAAAGAUGCUUUUGUAAUUAGCUCAAAAAUAACCAAAGAGUUUUUUCACAGUAUUCUAGCUUGAUAAGAGAUGGCAGCAACGACUCUAAAAAAGCUCUGAAAAAAAAACUAUGGCAUAGCCCUGAGACUGAAUGGAGCCAUGAAAAGACCAGAUUUAUGGAUAGAAGGGAGAAGGGAUGGGAGGGGGGUUGAGAUUAAACAGGAACACCUAAAAUGUGAAAGGAAUGUUUGAAUCAUGUAUGUGAUGUAUGAAUAUUCAGCACACAGGUGUUUUUAGGGGAUGACUUUUGUUAAGCAGGGUGAAUCCCAUGUGAGGGUACCCCGGCACCUGUAAAAGAAUCCUUUUGUUCUUAUUGUCUCCUGAUUGUCUAGUUGUAUUUUUUUAUUAAACUUUUAAAAUUUA